This is a messenger RNA of Debaryomyces fabryi, 1755 nucleotides long. RefSeq names its product Mnn2p (gene MNN2). Gene Ontology annotation, molecular function: alpha-1,2-mannosyltransferase activity. The transcript has a single exon. The record is from RefSeq and is a predicted model, not a curated record. Gene Ontology annotation, biological process: mannan biosynthetic process. NCBI's taxonomy places the organism in Eukaryota, Fungi, Ascomycota, Pichiomycetes, Serinales, Debaryomycetaceae. The coding region runs from base 1 to 1755 and encodes 584 amino acids. Gene Ontology annotation, cellular component: Golgi apparatus.
AUGAUACCUACACCUACGAGAUUACUUGGACGUCAGACGACGCGUCUUUUGGUAGUCGUGAUAUUUUGCUUGCUUGUUAUACACUUUUUUUAUCGUUCAUCUUCAAAGCCAUUAAUAGAUAGUGAUGUUCGUACUGGGGCUAUACCGGCCGCAGACUCACUUGAAGCUCAAGGAGAAAUUGGCAAGGAGAAGGCUAAUUUGAAAUCUAUCAGAGAUUACACUGCAUUUUUUGAUGGGUUAGAAGCAUACAUGCCGAAAUCUCCAUCGAUCAAAGACAAGUACAAGAAUGAAAAAGCACCAGAAAUCAAAAAUGAGAAUGACGAUUUUCUUUUAUCCAAGUCAUUAUUGGAGAAUGUAUUGGAUAUACCUCAUUCUACGUAUCAAGAGUUAAAGGAUUCGCAUUCCAGAUACGUGGACAUUCAUAUGAACAAGCUUAUUGAAAACUACGGUAUUUCUACGUUUGGAAAUAUAUUGAAAUCGGAUCCUGAAUGGGGAACAUAUCAGGGGUCUUCAGGAUACGUGAUGGUUGGAGGAGGUAGAUUUAACUGGUUAUCGUACCUUGUAAUCAAACAGAUCAGAGCCACAGGAUCUAAAAUGCCCAUUGAGUUGUUCAUUGCUUCUCAUGAUGAGUAUGAAAAGGACUUCUGUGAAGAAUUGUUACCACGUUAUAAUGCGCAUUGUAAUCUUUUUGAUUCAUCAUUGUCAACUAACUUGAAGGAAAGAUUCGAUCUUGGUGGAUACCAGUACAAGAUGUUGGCUAUAUUGAGUUCCAGAUUUGAAAAUGUCAUGUAUGUCGACUCCGACAAUUUCCCAGCUAAAAAUGUCGAUUAUAUAUUGGAGAGUGACUUAUAUAAAGAAAAGAAUUUGAUUUUAUGGCCUGAUGCUUGGGGUCGUACUGCUAAUCCAAAGUUCUAUGAGAUUGCAGGCGUGGAGGUUAAAGAAAAUAAAGUCAGGUAUUCGGACUAUGACAGAAAACAAGCAGAACGAGAAGGCUUAUCGGGCGUCAAACCCUUAUCUGAGUACAAUUUUGAAAAUUCACAUUUCCACGAUUUUGAAGGAACCAUACCUAACCCAACCUCCGAAACUGGUAUGUUUGUUAUUAACAAAACUUCUCAUAUGAGAACAUUACUUUUAAGCUUGUAUUAUAAUGUUUUUGGGCCUAACUAUUAUUAUCCGUUAUUAACCCAAGGAUCGGCAGGAGAAGGCGAUAAGGAAACGUUUAUUGCUGCUGCUCACGUUAUGAAUGAACCCUGGUUUCAGACGUUGAAGCAAUUCCAAUUUACGGGGUACGUGUCAGAAGCGGAUAAUAAAUUCGCAUCCAAAGCCUUGAGCCACUACGAUCCAGUUCUUUCGGCCGUAAAACAAGAAAAUCUCGAUGUUGUCUUUAAUCAUUUAUCCUAUCCUAAGUAUUAUCCUAACUGGUUAGUGGAUAACCAUGACUUGAUCUAUGAGAACCUGGGAAAACAUAUUCGUAUGUAUAGUUCUAUAAAUGAGAAUGUGGGCUAUGAUUUCGAUUUGAGAGUAUUGCAGUUCUUUACGCAAGGAAUGUGUCCAAACUAUUACGAUUCAACAACGGGAAAGGCUAUUGAUGGAGAAGAUAUCUACAGAAAUAAAGAGUAUAUGGGGAAGUACUUGCAUUAUGUAUCUUCGGAAGAAGAGCUUGAAAGACAAAGAUGCGAACAAGUUUUCAUUCCCCAUUUAAAAUGGUUAAAAGAAACCACUCAGUUUCCAGAAAAUCUGGUAGUAAAUGUAUAA